Echinops telfairi (small Madagascar hedgehog) is the source of this 5955-nucleotide messenger RNA. RefSeq names its product SIX homeobox 4 (gene SIX4). Gene Ontology annotation, biological process: regulation of transcription by RNA polymerase II. NCBI's taxonomy places the organism in Eukaryota, Metazoa, Chordata, Mammalia, Afrosoricida, Tenrecidae. Gene Ontology annotation, cellular component: transcription regulator complex; nucleus. The transcript has 3 exons. Gene Ontology annotation, molecular function: DNA-binding transcription factor activity, RNA polymerase II-specific; RNA polymerase II cis-regulatory region sequence-specific DNA binding. Bases 1 to 2328 code for a protein of 775 amino acids. The record is from RefSeq and is a predicted model, not a curated record.
AUGUCCUCUUCCUCCCCCACCGGGCAGAUUGCAAGUGCGGCGGACAUCAAGCAGGAGAAUGGGAUGGAAAGCGCCUCGGAAGGGCAGGAGGCGCCCCGCGAAGUGGCGGGGGGCGCGGCGACGGGGCUGAGCCCCCCGGCUCCAGCCUCCUUCCCCCUGGAGCCGGGGGACGCCGCGGUGGUGGCCGCCGCCGCCAGGCUGAGCGGAGAGGAAGGGGCAGCGGCGGAUCAGGUACAACUCCACUCGGAACUUGUGGGCAGGCACCACGCCGCCGCCGCCGCGCAGACCCCGCUGGCCUUCUCGCCCGACCAUGUCGCCUGCGUGUGCGAGGCGCUGCAGCAGGGGGGCAACCUGGACCGCCUGGCCCGGUUCCUGUGGUCCCUGCCCCAGAGCGACCUGCUACGUGGCAACGAGAGCCUGCUGAAGGCGCGGGCGCUGGUGGCCUUCCACCAGGGCAUCUACCCCGAGCUCUACAGCAUCCUCGAGAGCCACAGCUUCGAGUCGGCCAACCACCCGCUGCUGCAGCAGCUCUGGUACAAGGCGCGCUACACCGAGGCCGAGCGAGCGCGCGGCCGGCCGCUGGGCGCCGUGGACAAGUACCGGCUGCGCAGGAAAUUCCCCCUGCCCCGCACCAUCUGGGACGGCGAGGAGACGGUGUAUUGUUUCAAGGAGAAGUCGCGCAACGCGCUCAAGGAGCUCUACAAGCAGAAUCGCUACCCGUCGCCCGCGGAGAAGCGGCACCUGGCCAAGAUCACCGGCCUCUCGCUCACCCAGGUCAGCAACUGGUUCAAGAACCGCCGGCAGCGCGACCGGAACCCCUCGGAGACCCUGUCCAAAAGUGAGUCAGAUGGCAACCCCAGCACUGAAGAUGAAUCUAGCAAGGGACAUGAGGAUUUAUCUCCUCAUCCACUCUCUGCUUCAUCCGAUGGUGUCACCAACCUCAGCCUUCCUGCUCACAUGGAGCCAGUAUAUAUGCAACAAAUUGGAAACGCUAAGAUAUCACUAAGCUCUUCCGGCGUCUUGUUGAAUGGAAGCUUGGUACCUGCAAGUACUUCACCUGUUUUCCUUAAUGGUAAUUCUUUUAUUCAAGGACCCAAUGGAGUUAUCCUUAAUGGAUUAAAUGUGGGAAAUGCACAGUCGGUGCCACUGAACCCACCAAAAAUGGCAUCAAACAUUGUGAGCAAUGGCAUAGCCAUGACUGACAUUCUGGGGCCCGCCUCUCAGGAUGUGAAGGAAUUCAAAGUCCUCCAAGGUUCUGCAGCUAACUCAGCAGCGGCCACCACCUCCUACAGCCCCAGUGCCCCUGCAUCAUUCCCAGGGCUGAUACCCAGCACUGAGGUGAAAAGAGAAGGCAUCCAGACAGUGGCGUCCCAGGACGGAGGCUCCAUAGUGACUUUUACUACGCCAGUGCAACUUAACCAGUAUGGCAUUGUCCAGAUCCCCAAUUCCGGGACACAAGGUCAGUUCCUUAAUGGGAACCUUGGAUUCUCUCCACUGCAGCUGCCUCCCGUUUCGGUGGCGUCGUCACAAGGUCAUAUUUCAGUCAGUUCAAGCACUUCAGAUGGGAGCACAUUCACGAGUGAAUCCACCACACUCCAGCAAGGAAAGGUUUUCUUCAGCUCUCUUUCCCCCAACACAGUCGUGUACACGGUCCCUAAUUCAGGCCAGACUGUAGGAUCUGUUAAACAGGAAGGCUUGGAGAGGAGCCUGGUGUUUUCUCAGUUGAUGCCUGUCAAUCAGAGUGCACAACUAAAUGCAAACCUGUCUUCUGAAAAUAUCUCAGCAAGUGGCCUCCAUCCCCUGGCCUCCUCGUUAGUUAACGUCUCCCCAACUCAGAACUUCUCCCUGACUCCCCCGACACUGCUCAGCCCCACCGAGCUCAAUGCUGACAUGGCCGAUAGCCAGCCAAUGUCUGCACCAGGGACAAGCAAAUCCACGGUGACAUCUGUCAGCAGCACUGACUAUGCAACUCUUCAGAACUGUUCCCUUAUUUCUGGUCAAGACCUAAUGUCGGUCCCUCUGACCCAGGCUGUCCUGGGGGAAAUCGUUCCUACAGCGGAAGACCAAAUAGGUCACCCCUCCCCAGCAGUACACCAGGAUUUUGUCAGAGAAAAUCGUUUGAUUCUGCAGGCAGUAGCUAACAUAAAAGACCAUUUCUUACCCGAUUCCGAGGGCAAAGCACCAAGCAACUCCAUGAUGCUGGACUCCAAAUCCAAUUAUGUCCUCGAUGGCAGGGUCGAGGCAGUCUGUGAGGACCUGGGAACAGACAAAAAGGAGCUCGCCAAGCUCCAGACUGUCCAGUUGGAUGAAGAGAUGCAAGAUUUAUAAACUUUAUUUCCCUUAUAUUUUUUGGCACCUACAAAGCGAUCUUUUCAAAGAGCCCUGAGAACAUCAAGCAUUUUCCCAUUGAAAGGAAAACACUCUAGUUUUGCAAGCAAAUGUAUUUAAGAGAUUUUGGGUGACGGAUCAGGUGAAGUAAACAGCCGUGGAGCGACAUUACUGUAACCUUUUUGUUCCCAUACAAUAUCUACCCUCUGAAACAGAUGGAGACAAAGGCGCAAGAUCAACUAUAUCGAGGCAACGUGGUUUGGUUCACUUAAAAUAAUUUCAAGAUCGGACUGGAACUUGAUAAGUAGUUGUGUUUGGUUUCUUUUCUUAAUUAAAAAUGUAUACAUCUAUCGUAGAAAAUGGCAAUAGGUACAGAGCAUUUGAAACAAUGCAGUUCUUUUGUGUUUACUCUUAUUCCGUGGGCAUUGAUAGGGUUAGGAAGCAUAAAUGGUUCUCCAUCCAAGCUGUUCUAAUGGUGUAUUUUUUAAGUUACGUAGCUUAGAUAUAUAUCUCUGACAAUAUCUAUUUCUGUUUUCCAGCAUUUUCACAAAAGCCGUGGUUUAAGUCUCUACUCAUUUCCAAAUGUGAUUGCUAGUAGUUCAAUGUGGCUGAGCGAGUUUGAAACGCCACUGAACACUUGGUAACUUCAGGAUGAAUGUAAAUAUAUCAGCUCCAUAAGCAGAACUUGAGUAAUUACAGUGGAUUUUAUUUAUACCGUUGGUGUUUCUCUUAGACUUCAGGCUCUGUGAACUGAAAACGGUUUUCUUACGGUUUAAUUUAUUUUUAUUGUUUGAACAGGAAGUGAACAUAGUUGUUCCCAACCAAGUUUUACUUUUUGUAGGAUUUUAAAAGCAAUGGUUUUUAUCAGGAGUCUAUUAAAGUCAAUAUUAAUAACACUGAAGCAGGAAAUCUAACCCCCAAUAUUGGAAUUUUGGUACUUUUUUCACAUCCUUGCUCUUUAUUUAGCAGCCCUGAUCCAUUUCAAUACUGAUGGUUUGUUUGUUUUUGUUUUUUAAUAGGAUUCUAUGUGCCUUUUUACCUUGUGGCCUUUUGAUUACUCUUACUAAGGUACAGACUUGUCCACAUAUGCACUGAUAGCUCUUCUCUAUUCCAACAGGGUCAAAUUCACCAGAGAAUUGCUUCAAAUCUGAAGAACUUAAGUCUCACAAAUGUUAUGUAUCGUGUUUAUGAUGGAAUGGAUGACUAAUGUUGAUGUGUUUCAUUAUGAAAAUAAAACCACAAUUUAAUUCUAGGCUCCCAAUAAGGUAGGCUGUAGGCUCUCCAAACCACCGCUCUAGAGGAAAGGAGAACUAUGUAAAAUCUACUGCACACAAUUCUUUCCUAUUAAAACUUAGUUUGAAAUGUUUUUAAUUAUUACCCCAUUUAUGACCCGGGACUCUAGUAUGCACUGUAUUAUCAGGGCUUCCAAAAGAGUACCUUUUGGGAGGUUUCUGUCAAACGCUUGUUUGAUCAUGUGAGCUGCAGUUAUAGUUUUGAUCAGGACUUUGAACACACAAAUGUAACAAUGCAAAUAUAUGUAGCGAGUAAACUUUGUUCUCUGGAAAGCAAGAAAAGUGAGAUAGUGGUCUCUUCAAAAAUGACAACGUUGUUGAACAUUCUUGUGUUCCUGAAGUUCAGGACAAAGAGUCCACUCUAGCUCUCUACGUGCCCAUUGGCCAAGACUUGGAAAAGGGCCAUAGAGGAUUAACUUUUGUUGCUGCUGCAAAUGGAAUUUGCAAGCAUAGAUAAAGAGCUCGAUGAAGAAGUCCUCAUCCAUCAUUGUGAUUAAAAAACUUACAUCACCUUUUUUUUUCCUUUUUUUGUAAAAUUCGCGAAUGUACCCAAACUGCUGAAACAACAUGUUUUGGUUUGGUUUUGUUUUUACAAAGUCAGAUUUUUUUCAGAGUUCUCUUCCACUGUACCACUAUAAGCUUGUUUUUUUGGGUUUUUUUAGGUGUGUGCUGAUCAUGUUACUGAGAUGAAUUACAUUGUUCUGCAGUGUAGUUUACAUGAAAAUGAUGUUUUCCACUUGAUUGCUGCAGAUAUCAAGAGUUUGUUACUUAUUUAAAAAUACCCAUCCAGUAAGAUAGAUGGGGAGAUUUUAAAAGUUAUAUAUGUUACAUAUAUAUAACUGGAAAGGUUUUAUAAUAAGCAUUUCUUUUAUUCAGAAUUCUUCCUCUUUUCUCUUGAAGAAAAAGAUAGCACAAAAAUGAAGAGUUACCUAGGAAACUCAUUCAUACCCCCAACAUGAUGUAAUUAUACCCCUGUGAUCACUCCAGCUGUACAGUAUACCAAGUAAGAAUCAAUGCACAUGAUAAAGAACGUACUGUUCUUUCCUAUCUUCCUGGUAAAAUAAGGGCCAGUUUGUAUGUAGCCCAUGUGGAUGUGAAUGAAAAUAUGAUAAACCUCAUGAUCUCCUUACACAGAAUUGCAAAUGCAUACUUUUUUUUGCAAUGCCAAGGAUCAGACUUCAGACCCUUGGAGUUCAUGUGGCUGAACUUCCCUCUUACAAAAACCAAUGCUUGAAGAUGCUGCAAAUGAAUGGCUCUCUAACGAUCCCUAAAAAGAAAUCAGGAUAGGAAUAAAUAACUCUGCCUUCAAACCCACCCCAUGCUGCAGGGUUGGGGGAUGUGAGCGUUCGUGUGAACCUGUCCAUGCACGCAGGCAACCAGAAUUUGUCCUAGUUACGUGAGUAAAGGACAGUUACAUGUGUUUAAAGAGGAGGUGCAUUUGUUCCUCAAGCAAGCAAGCGCACCUGUCUUGUACUGCUUUAUAUCAUGUAUAUUCAUAGUAACAAAAACACUCUUUAAAUUGUACAUGUUUUGGUGCCUUUCUAAUGCCUUGCGCUAAUGAAAGGCCAAGUAGAUGUUAUAGCCAUAGAUAAAAAUCAGUAGUAAAUUGCACACGGACCUUCAGUUUCCCUGUAUAUGCCCUUAUAUCUUGCAUGUUAAGAGCUGGAUUAAUGGGCAUGUGUUGCCGCCUGCCCUGCUACAUGCUAGACAAGUGUGCAGUAAGUACAUAACCACAAUUCGUUAUUGAAAAUGUUUCUGACCGUUCAGCUCAUCAUAAAAAUAUAACUGACUCAAGAAAACAGUGGGGAAAAACAAUUGCAUUUUAUUAAAGAUCUUGUCAAAGUCUUCCUAAACGUAUUUCUUCAAUGACAAAGCCUACCUACCAGUUCCUUUGUAUCUUAGUUGAUGCAUUUCGUGUUAAUUUAAUAUUAUCACCAUACAUUUUAUUAAUCAGAAUUGUAUAGCAUGUGACUCUUGGCUUUCAGGGCUCUCAAAACAAUUUUUUUUUAAUCCUUUUGUUGCAUGUACUGUAUGUUUAGAGGCAACCAGUUAUGUACUCUAUGGUUUUGUGCCUUACACACAGAGUCAAUCUAUGCAGAAUGUAUAUCAUGGGAUGGGGUACCAAGAAGUCUUUACUGCACUGUUAGGUGAUGGCACACAGAGCAUGUCCUGGAACAUUUCUGUGCUUAAUUACCCAACCAAAGAGAUCUAAAGUAUGUAUGUUGUACUGUAAUAGGGGGUUAUGCCUGGACAAUUUAAGUGUUUUAUUUGUUUUCUGAAAUGAUGUGAACUUAUUUUUCUAAACACUACGCUAAAUAAACUUUAUAUUUAUACA